AUGUGGGAGCUCCGCUCGGCCUCCUUCUGGAGGGCCAUCUUUGCCGAGUUUUUCGCCACCCUCUUUUAUGUCUUCUUCGGGCUGGGGGCCUCGCUGCGCUGGGCGCCCGGCCCGGUCCACGUCCUGCAGGUGGCCGUGGCCUUUGGACUAGCCCUGGCCACGCUGGUGCAGGCCGUAGGCCAUGUCAGCGGAGCCCAUGUCAACCCGGCAGUCACCUUCGCCUUCCUCGUGGGCUCCCAGAUGUCCCUGCUGCGCGCCCUCUGCUACAUGGUAGCGCAGCUGCUGGGGGCCGUAGCUGGGGCUGCUGUGCUGUACAGCGUCACCCCCCCAGCUGUCCGGGGGAACCUGGCACUCAACACGCUACACCCUGGGGUGAGCGUGGGUCAGGCCACUAUCGUGGAGAUCUUCUUGACCCUUCAGUUUGUGCUCUGCAUCUUUGCCACGUUUGAUGAGAGGAGGAAUGGACGCUUGGGGUCUGUGGCAUUAGCUAUUGGUGUCUCCCUCACCCUGGGGCACCUGUUUGGGAUGUAUUAUACGGGUGCGGGCAUGAACCCUGCUCGAUCCUUUGCUCCUGCUAUCCUCACCAGGAACUUCAGCAAUCACUGGGUGUACUGGGUAGGCCCCAUCAUUGGGGGAACUCUAGGAGGCCUCCUCUAUGACUUCCUGCUCUUUCCCCGGAUCAAGAGUGUCUCCGAGAGACUGACUAUUCUCAAGGGUAUCAGGCCCAAUGACUCUGAGGGGCAGCCCGAGGUCACUGGGGAGCCUGUUGAGCUAAAGACCCAAGCCCUCUAG
This is a messenger RNA of Gracilinanus agilis (Agile Gracile Mouse Opossum), 792 nucleotides long. RefSeq names its product major intrinsic protein of lens fiber (gene MIP). Gene Ontology annotation, biological process: transmembrane transport. Bases 1 to 792 code for a protein of 263 amino acids. Gene Ontology annotation, molecular function: water channel activity. The transcript is spliced from 4 exons. The record is from RefSeq and is a predicted model, not a curated record. Gene Ontology annotation, cellular component: apical plasma membrane; plasma membrane. NCBI's taxonomy places the organism in Eukaryota, Metazoa, Chordata, Mammalia, Didelphimorphia, Didelphidae.